GUUGACGGUUUGUUUGUUACUCUGUUUAAAGAGUAACAGAGGAUAAAACUCUUUUCUCUGUUCUGAUCUGCUUCCUCUUCACUUCGAUUCGAUUCAAAAUCGUAUUUCACUACCUCCAUAACCGAUACAGCCCUAGCUUUGAUCGAGUACCUUCUCUUUCAAGAUUUCACCAGACCAUACCUUCCAUCUUCUUGAAGGUGAUGUGAGCAAGAUCGGCGAGAGAUCCCCGAUGUCACUUUGUUGGCUGACAGCCAGAUCAGCCGAAUGAGCUUCUGUGGAGAUCUUCGUCGGAUCCUAUGAAGAGAACGGAGUCACUCAAAUGUCGGUGAAAUCUCCACCGCUACCGGCAAACGACCACAUCUUGUGACGGCGUUCUCCAAAUAGCAAGCUGCGACGACAACUUCUUCUCCAACGGAAUUACAAACUGACGAUCAUCUCAAACGACGUAGUGCAUUAAAUUGUUCCUCAUUGUCGAGAUAGGCGUAUGGGCUGAGAACAAAUUAGUGAGAGAGAUUUUGAUUCCCGUGAUAUUACUUUCCUGAGAAAGUGAAUAACACUCUAUUAGGUUCUUCAUGCAUGACGAAGUUCGAAUAUAAAAGCUAAUUAUAAUAUCAUGAAUUUCCUUAUUGGAGCUUUUAAGCAGCCAUGUAAUAUUUCGGUAACAUUUGCUGAUGGAAGAAACCGCAAGCAGGUUCCCUUGAAAAAGGAAAACGGUCAAACAGUUAUGGUUCCUCUCUUCCAAAGUCAAGAAAACAUUGUUGGGGAGGUUAAUAUAGAACCAAUAACGGGGAAGAAGCUUGAACACAAUGGUGUUAAAAUUGAGCUCCUGGGUCAAAUAGAAUUGUAUUUCGACAGAGGCAAUUUUUAUGAUUUUACAUCUCUAGUGCGUGAGCUUGAUAUUCCCGGUGAAUUUUAUGAGAAGAAGACAUAUCCAUUUGAGUUUUCAACUGUUGAAAUGCCAUAUGAGUCAUACAAUGGAGUGAACGUACGGCUUAGGUACAUAUUGAAAGUGACAAUUAGCCGAAACUAUGUAAGCAACAUUGUGGAGUGCCAGGAUUUUGUGGUUCAAAACUACACUCCACCUCCAUCAAUCAAUAACAGCAUUAAGAUGGAAGUUGGAAUUGAGGAUUGCCUACAUAUCGAGUUUGAGUACAGUAAAAGCAAGUAUUACCUGAAAGAUGUCAUACUUGGGAAGAUUUAUUUUCUUCUUGUGAGAAUCAAGAUGAAAAAAAUGGAGCUCGAGAUCAGGCGGCGAGAGUCUACUGGAUCAGGUCCUAAUACAUAUGUUGAAACAGAGACUCUGGCAAAAUUCGAGUUGAUGGACGGUACUCCUGUGAGAGGCGAAUCAAUUCCUGUUAGACUAUUUCUCAGUCCUUGUGAACUUACACCAACAUAUCGCAAUAUCAACAACAAGUUUAGUGUCAAGUACUUUCUUAACCUGGUUCUGGUCGAUGAAGAGGAUCGACGGUAUUUCAAGCAGCAAGAAAUUACAGUGUAUAGACUACUUGAAAGUUAAACGUCGUGGAACAUCUCCACCCCCUCAAACAUGAUGCAGAGAAAAGAGCAGUAUGAUCAUUGUCAUCGAUUUGUCAAAUAUUUCUUCAGCUCGUCAAAGCGCGAAGCUGUGGUUUCUAUUUCGUUUGAUUUUUGGAUUUGCGAAUUCUCGUAUGGGUGAUGCUUAUGGCUUUACUUUCUUGAUGAAUCAAGGCCACAAGAGAAAAUUUUCAUCCUUGGUUUUCAUGUUUUUACGAGUCUUCACUAUCUGAUAGCCAUGUUUGAAAUCCCCAUUUACGAUCACGUAGGAAAAAAAAAACGAUUGGAUAUGCAUGUGAUUGAUGGCUGAUUGACUUUUGUCAAAGGGGCAGAUGCGACAUAGGUCUGCUCCAAGUGGGGCAUGCCACUUACUCAAUUCAGUGAGAUAUUUAGGCAAUAUGCUAUGAUUUUUAAUGUUUAAUUGACUUUUGUCAUAAGUACUAAAAUUAUUAUAAAAUAUACCAC
Messenger RNA from Morus notabilis, 1998 nucleotides. RefSeq names its product vacuolar protein sorting-associated protein 26A. Gene Ontology annotation, cellular component: endosome; retromer complex. The record is from RefSeq and is a predicted model, not a curated record. NCBI's taxonomy places the organism in Eukaryota, Viridiplantae, Streptophyta, Magnoliopsida, Rosales, Moraceae. Bases 614 to 1516 code for a protein of 300 amino acids. Gene Ontology annotation, biological process: intracellular protein transport; retrograde transport, endosome to Golgi. The transcript is spliced from 13 exons.